AUGGCGGAUUCGUGUCUUCAAGUGUCAAGUGUCACAUCUAGCACCUCUGGAAACGAGAGGGAAGGCGCAGCACUGUGAGAAAAAUAAUUGAUUGAUUGAUCGAAACCCCAUAAAAUCUCGGCGUUUUGACACGAAGACAGAAACAAGAUGAGUCUUCCAAUUGCUAAAAAGGGCAAGGAUGAUGCCAACAAGGAGAUAUUAGAUUUAAAAGACGUUUCCAAGGAAGCCAAGGGUAUCAUCGAAAAAAUAUUGGGAGAUGUUAGCAAAACUUCUGCGACCAAACAGAUCAUUAUUGGGACGACAUCGGGAUGUGAAUUCUUUUGUCUCUGCUCUUUUGAUGGUGAUAACAGGACGACUGGUUUUUUGACAAUGAAAGUCGGAAAGGUUGCGGCAUUUGCAUUGGGGGGAGGUAUAAUAAUCCUUCAGAUAGCGGCACACCAGGGAUAUAUAAAAAUAAAUUGGGAUAAAAUUCAAGAAAAAGCUGAGAAGAUAACUGAUAAAGUAGAAGAAAAGGUCACUGGAGAAGGACCAAAAUUCAUGGACAAGGUUGAGAGGUUCGUAGAUAAAAAGUUGGAUAAGGCUGAGCAGCUUCUCAAGAAUGGUGGAUCUCGUACUAGACGUUGGUACAAUGUCAUAUCGAACAACGAUAGUUUUCGCCCAAAAGAAAUUCACUUUUUCCUAGCAUCUUUUGCUGCAGGUUUAGCGAUUGGUUUUGCAACCGCCAACUAGGCCGUAACUUGCUGUAGUUCAAACUCGAUCAGAAGUGUCAAUUCCAACAAAAUCAACGCUGUACAUGUCACCGAAAGACAACCUAACAGGCCCAAUCUGAUAAAUUUAAUUGUCGCGCAAGAAUUUUUUGACAACAUUCAAAACCAGUUAACCAGGAAAGCUGAAACGGUAUUCGAAAAGAUUCAAAACGUAAUCGAUGAGAUGAAAGUCGCGUAUUUUUGAAUGAAAAUCAGUCGAGUAUUUUUGUUGGUCUUUUGGAGAUCGCUCUUAGGGAUCUGGGAACGGAUUUAGAAAAAACUAACCUCUUGGCAAAUUCACUCUUGCGCAUCCCAUGCUGGACGGUAUGAUGAAAAAUUGCCUUGAAUCGAACUUGGUAGUUUAUCAUCGCUUAAUUAGCGAUAUUGCAUUGUUUGAAGAAGAGGGUUGAUUUUUUUGAAAUCGCACUUUUAAAUGGAACUUAUUGCAAAGAUUAGCUUAUUGUACCGAAAAAUCUCAACUUUUGACUAAUAAUCGAUCGGGUCGAUCACGUUAAUCAAUUAUAACUAUAGACGAUCGAAAGCGCAAAGGAAAAACAAACGAAUGUCUUUGACCGAAAUUUGAAAUGCAGCAAGGAAAUCUCGAAUAAUAAAAAUCGAAGAACCGGAAAUUAAACUAGUACCAAUAGACGAUAGUUGUACUAGUUACUUGUCUACAUAGAAUAGAUUGUCGUACUUAUAGGUAUUAUUAUUGUCAUCAUCAUCAUCAUUAUUAUUAUUAUCAUCAUCAUCAUCGUCAUUAUUAUUAUGGGUAAUACUUUUGUUAUCGUUGUUAUCAGAUAAAAACGGUCAUAAAGAUUUUUUCAGUAUUGGGAUAUUAAUGUCAUUAUUCCUACUUAGGUUGUCGUUAAUUUCUCUCAUUAUUGAGCAAUUGGCGCCCAGUUUUGUUGAGAAGAUUGAACAUUGAUCCGUUAAAAUGAUUUUCGUUCUCAGAGAGAUCUUUUUUUUAUCAAUUUUGCAGAUUGAUCGCGUGAUUUGGCUUAUAUAGUUUGAAUUAUAUCGAACUUUUUUGAGAAAGCUAACCGAAAAAUUCGAACUAUACACUGCUGAUUGUUGAAUAACAUUUGUCAUAUUAUGAUACCCAAAAUGUAAACCUGCUGGACUCAACAGCGGGUGAUGAAAAAUAAAGAAAACGUUCGUUUAUAGUCAUAAAAAAAAAGAAAAAAAACACUAACAGUAAAACGCAUUAUAUUCACGUACUACUGAAUUUAACUCAUAAACCAUGGAACAACCCUACGAUUAUUUUGGAUCCUAACCGAACCAGUUCGUCGAAAUAAUUAUUAUUAUAUACUCGAACGUAAAGUAUAAUCCAACCAGACUCGCGAAUUUCUUUUGUCGAAGCUUGAAAUUUAAAUCAAAAUACGUUACUUUCCGCUUCUGCUAUACCACUAUCCUAGGAAUUGAAAAAAGCAUUUGUGAUUCUUUCAUACUUUCGCAUCAUCAGAAUCGUUUUAAACAUUGCAUUAUAAUAGCUCUCAAUUUUUUCCGCAGUUUUUGAUCACCGUUGCAAAAUAUGUGCGUUGAAUUGUCUCCAAUUUGUAUCACAGUGUCUUCGUCCUGCUAAUACGAAUCGAAUAAAAAAAAUUCAUGUAUAUA
Messenger RNA from Athalia rosae (coleseed sawfly), 2360 nucleotides. Its product is annotated as FUN14 domain-containing protein 1A. Bases 148 to 729 code for a protein of 193 amino acids. Lineage: Eukaryota; Metazoa; Arthropoda; Insecta; Hymenoptera; Athaliidae. Gene Ontology annotation, biological process: autophagy of mitochondrion. Gene Ontology annotation, cellular component: mitochondrial outer membrane. The transcript has 4 exons. The record is from RefSeq and is a predicted model, not a curated record.